AUGGAAACCAUGCAUGAGCUGAUCCCCUUUGCCAGAGAAAUGCUCAGCCAGAAGCCCAACAGGAAAAUGGUCAAGCUGUACAUGCUGGGCAGCGCACUGGCUUUCUUCGGGGUGGUCAUCGGUCUGGUGGAGACGGUUUGCAGCCCUUUCAUCUCUGAUGGGAGGCUAGAGGAGGAGGAGGAGGAGGAGAAGAAGAAGAAACCUGCCCCGAUGCAAGAACAAAUGCUUGCCCAGAAACAGGAGGAUUUGAUCUUGGAAAAGAGCAAGAAGCCGGUGGCGGUACAGAGGGCCCAGGCGACCAGACAGCCCGGCCUCUAA
This is a messenger RNA of Apaloderma vittatum (bar-tailed trogon), 318 nucleotides long. It is a transcript of the gene G0S2, whose product is annotated as G0/G1 switch 2. NCBI's taxonomy places the organism in Eukaryota, Metazoa, Chordata, Aves, Trogoniformes, Trogonidae. The transcript has a single exon. Gene Ontology annotation, biological process: positive regulation of extrinsic apoptotic signaling pathway. Gene Ontology annotation, cellular component: mitochondrion. The record is from RefSeq and is a predicted model, not a curated record. Bases 1 to 318 code for a protein of 105 amino acids.